AUGGCAGCCCAAGCGACAACCCCAGGGAGGCCCCUUACUUGGCUCAUCACCGGAUGUUCAUCUGGGUUUGGCUUGUCACUGGCCCGCAUCGUCCAGGCCAACGGCCACAAUCUCAUUGCGACUUCUCGUGAGCCUUCAAAGACGCCCGAACUCAUUUCUGAAGUUGAAGGUAAAGGUGGUAGAUGGCUUAAGCUUGAUGUCAAUGACCUCAACUGCGGGAUGGUCAUCGAUGAGCUUGAGGCGCAAGGCCAGCCCAUUGAUGUUCUUGUGAGCAAUGCAGGAUUCUGCAUCUAUAACGUCGUGGAGAACUUCACCGACAAAGAGGUCCGCGAUUUGAUGGAGACUCUAUACUUCGGCCCCAGCCGUCUGAUCAGAUCUGCUGUCAAGCACCAGCGUCAACGCAAAUUCGGAGUCAUCGUGAACAUCAGCAGUGGUGCUGCUUUGGAGGCCAAUCCAUCCAUGGGCGCUUAUGCUGCUGGAAAAGGUGCACUAGAUUGCAUGGCAAAGGCGCUGGCAAAGGAAGUUGAGGCCUUCAAUAUCCGCGUGUUGACGGUUCUGCUUGGAACCUUCAAUACAGGCAUGGGUAACGCAACUAUUCUAGGCCAGAAUCCGCUGCCCGAGGACUACAAGGGCUCCAUGGCUGAAAGGCUCAUGGAACUUAUGUCAACGGGUAAAUUUGCUCCAAAUGGGGAUAAGGAUAAAGCGAUGAAAGCGGUCUAUGAAGUGGUUGUUGGGGAAGGAGUUGGUAAAAACCACGAGGCGGAAAGGGUUCUGCCCCUGGGUCGGGACUUGGCCGCCAGGAUCCAAACUGUGCAGGAUUAUUUCUCUCACGCCAUGCAAGUAUUUGGGGAUAUUUGCAACAACGUAUAUCUGGAGAUGAACUGA
This is a messenger RNA of Trichoderma citrinoviride, 885 nucleotides long. RefSeq names its product NAD(P)-binding protein. Bases 1 to 885 code for a protein of 294 amino acids. Gene Ontology annotation, molecular function: oxidoreductase activity. NCBI's taxonomy places the organism in Eukaryota, Fungi, Ascomycota, Sordariomycetes, Hypocreales, Hypocreaceae. The transcript is spliced from 2 exons. The record is from RefSeq and is a predicted model, not a curated record.